AUGUUACUGAAAAAAAUAUUUCGGAAGGAUCGCAAAACUGAACCUACGUCUGUCUUUUCAUUACGACUCAUCGUAGCAACGUUAUUAGUAAUAAUUCUGGUUGGAUACGCUAUAUUUUUGAUUUUGGAUAUUUACAAUGAUCAUCCAGCUAUUCAAAGCUCUUUUAUUGAGACAGGUUCUUUGCCCGUUCCAGUGCUAAUGUUUUCAAAUAUUCCUCAAAAAUCCUAUUUAAAUUGUUAUUUCACAUAUGCUGCUAAUAGUACACGUGAAGAUAAUAAAGCAUGCGCUCAAUACAUAGAACAGUCAGCAUUGAGCUCCACCUUAAAGUAUGAAGGUUAUUUUAAAACUAGUGGCAAUUUAUUCUUUUCAACAAGUUCUAAUGAGGGCCUGAAAAACAUUGGAUUUAUAAUUUAUGCCGAUAAUGCCACGUAUAAUACGAGUGAUCCAUCAAUGUCUAUAGAUCUUCUUGCAAUUGAUUCAGAACUUUAUAACAUUUAUGGUUCAAAAUUAUUUGAAACCCAAAAUUCAAUGUUUUUGGAUUCAUCUUAUAAUAUUCAAGUAACAAGAAGCAUAAAAUAUCUUAUGUCACGAAGCUGGAAAAAUUAUUUUGGAUUUGCACCAGAUCUCGAAAGAAUACCUUAUGUUACUUCCACGAUUGAAUCUUCUCUUAUUUCCAAUACUACGGGACCUUUAACAUUAUUUUCUACAAUAAAUAUCGAACCACAGUCAUUUAUUGUUCAAGUUGAUACGGAUCAAAGUUAUCAUGUAUCGAAUUCACUUGGAUUAUUUGGUGGUGCAUUUGGACUAAUUACAAGUUUUUAUGCAUUACUUUUUGGUGCAGGCACUAUUAAACCAUGGGGAUUUGUUCAAAAACAUCUUUUCAAAGUUAACCGAAUUGUACAGGAUAAGUUAAUAAUUACUUUAGAAUCAAUGCCGUUCAUUAGUCAUUUAACUCAAGAUACAAAUGAUUUGAAAGAUGACCUUUCAACUGAACAACUUGAAAAAAGAUUAGAUUUAUUACAAUUAUUUUUAAGAGAUUAUGUAGUAAACGUGCAAUAUUUAGAACAAAUUCAACAAUCCAAUACUGAUUGCAAUUCAUAUAUCACAGAGCCAUCAGAUAUAAAUGGGUCUUAUUACAAUGGAUAUUUUUCAAUUCCAUUUGAAAAUAAAUAUAAAUUGAUCUUAAAUUCACCAAAUAAUACAAAGAAUGGAGAACAUGACGAACGAUCUAUUAUGUUUGAAUUAUCAUUUAUGGAUGAAAUUGUGUAUCAAAAUACUAGUUCACAUUUUUUCGUUACGGUUUCCGACUCAGAAAAUGUUUAUUUGAAAGAAACCAUUUCUUCAAUUUUCUUACAAUCAAUUACGCAAACUAAUACCUAUCAAAUUUUAACAGGACAAGCUGUUAGCCUUUAUUUCGGCCGAAGCAUCAGGAAAAUUAUUAUCCCAAACUGGAAGGCCAUAAUGGGAUUUCAACCAGAUUAUGAUAUAAAACCUUAUCUAACGUCAAGAAAAGGUGAUGACGCAAUCCAGCCUUUUGGAUUAAUUCAAAGACACGGUUAUUUUUAUGAGAAAACUCAAAAGAAAUUUACUAAAUUUUUAUCCACAUUUCCUUUGGUACAACUUUCAGACCCACCUAAUAAUAUUGAUGAUAAAAAUCGAGUUGAACAGUUGGAGAAAAAAAUUGAUGAAUUAGAAUUAUUUUUAAGAGAUUAUGUGGUUGAAGUGCAACAUUUAGAUAAAGUUUAUAAAAAUAUUAAAA
Cetraspora pellucida is the source of this 1759-nucleotide messenger RNA. The record is from the annotation of a GenBank genome assembly. NCBI's taxonomy places the organism in Eukaryota, Fungi, Glomeromycota, Glomeromycetes, Diversisporales, Gigasporaceae.